AACAAUCUCUAUGCACCAUACAAAUCCAAACUUGACUGGGAGUUUGCAAACUGGGCAAAGAGUCAGGGCUGUGGGUCCACAGCGGUCACCGAACUUCUUUCUAUGGAAGGGGUUCAUGAGAAACUCGGACUAUCAUACAAAUCUGCACGAGACUUGAACAACAUUAUCGACAAGCAGCUUCCACCAAGGCGCCCACGGUUCUUUCGGGAGGACGUUACUGUCGAUGGCCAGAGCUCCGAAUUCUAUCAUCGUUCGGCCAUGGAUGGCAUUCGCGCUCUUUAUGGCGACCCCGAGUACGCUUCAGAGCUACUCACAGAACCCGUGCGACUCUUCACCGACGAUACAAUGGAGACUCGCAUAUAUAACCAGAUGAAUACGGGUGACUGGUGGUGGAAGGCUCAAGUGAGUCUUAUGAUUCCAUCCCUUCCUCCGAGUGCCACUGUUGUGCCACUGAUCUUCUCUUCCGACACAACACAGCUCACGCUCUUCCGAAACAAAGCCGCGUACCCCAUCUAUCUAACUCUCGGCAAUAUCCCGAAAGAAAUUCGCCGCAAACCUUCCCGCCGUGCAUACAUUCUAGUCGGUUACCUCCCCGCUUCCAAACUCUCUCACAUCAAAAACAAGAAUGUUCGCCGCCAAGCACUCAACAAUCUUUUUCACGCCUGCGUCCGCAAAAUUCUUGCUCCAACUCAGGCAGCAGCUCGCAACGGAAUCGAUCUGACAAGUGGAGACGGUGUCACCCGCCGUUGCUACCCCAUCUUCGCCGUCUUCAUCGGUGAUUAUCCAGAGCAACUCCUCGUCACCUGCUGCAAGAAAGGUCAGUGUCCAAAGUGCGCGGUUCCCUCCGAUGAGCUAGGGGAGAACCAGACGUAUGCAGCACGUAAUUUACCUGACGUCUUGGACGCCCUUUCCACCAUCGACCGUGGGCCAGACGAGUUCGUUGCAGCCUGCAGUGACGUCGGCAUCAAGCCAGUCCCCCACCCAUUCUGGGAGAAUCUCGCCUACUCAAACCCGUUCGUUGCCAUCUCCCCCGAUAUUCUGCACGAGAUCCUUCAGGGCCUCAUUCGUGACCUCGUCAAAUGGCUGAGACGAAUCUUCGGGGAGGACGAGAUUGAUGCCCGCUUCCGGAGAAUGUCGCCCAACCAUAGCCUGCGAUUUUUCAAGAAUGGUGUUUCGAACCUCUCCAAGAUUUCAGGCCAGGAACACAAGGACAUUUGCCGUGUUAUUCUGGGCGUCAUCGUUGGCUUACCUCUUCCUGGCGGUCGCUCUCCUGCCCGUCUUGUACGUUCGGUUCGUGCUCUUCUCGAUUUUCUGUACCUCGCCCAAUACCCCUCCCACACAUCGGACACCCUCGACGAGCAGAAACGCGCCCUAGACAAAUUUCACGCCAACAAAGCCAUCUUUGAGGAGCUUGGGAUCCGGACUCACUGGAAGAUCCCAAAGUUACACAAGUUGUCUCACUAUGUUCCUUCGACUUCGCUAUUCGGGACGGCGGACAACUUCGACACCCAGUACACGGAGCGCCUUCACAUCGACGUCGCAAAAAACGCAUACAAUGCCAGCAACCGUAGAGACGAAUUUCCACAGAUGACGCUGUGGCUCGAGCGUCGAGAGAAGAUGAUGGAACAUGAGCGUUUCAUUCAGUGGCGCAUUGCUCGGUCUCAGCAACGCCAGGAUGCUAUUCCUCUUGUCUCUGUCCAGCCUCCGCAGAUCCCUCGACCUCUCCUUCCGCACGUUGCACGCUACCCAAAUGCCAAAGCCGUCUCUUUCCAGGCACUCGCUACGUACUACGGCGCCACCCAAUUCGAAUCUGCGCUAGCUCGCUUCAUCGUCGAGCUCAAUAAUCCAAGCCUUACUCCGCAACAAAUCUCUCAUCGUGCCAAGUCGCAGCAUGUUCGCUGCUCCGGUGUGCCCGUCUUCCAUCGAGUCAAGUUCUGGCAUCGUGAUCCACAGGGCUUCGACGACGAGGCUGAGAUUCUGGACACAAUACAUGCACGUCCUUUGUAUAGGGACACACAACAUCGAAAGGUCGAAGGUCGCUUUGAUACAGCUUUGGUGGAUGAAGCGGGGGAAGGGGAGGAGUCUGGUGUGGCCGGAUAUCGCGUUGCUCAGGUUCGCGUCAUCUUUACCCUUCCGAAAAAGAUGGUAAAAGCCACAUUUCGUCCCGGCACUCACCCUCCUGCCCACCUUGCGUACAUUGAAUGGUUCUCCCGCUUCCCUGACCACACCGAUCCCAACCACGACAUGUACCGCCUAACUCGCACCAUCCGCAACGGCCAACGUCACGCCGUCAUCAUGCCCAUUGAUCAACUCAAGAGUAGUGUACAUCUAUACCCCAGCUUUGGACCUACUGUACCUCGUGAUUGGACUCCAUCUAAUGUUCUCGACAAGAGCCACUUCUUCUUUUCGAAUCCGUUUUCUAAUCGUCGAAUGUACAUCACACUCUAUUGA
This is a messenger RNA of Stereum hirsutum FP-91666 SS1, 2451 nucleotides long. RefSeq lists its product as uncharacterized. Lineage: Eukaryota; Fungi; Basidiomycota; Agaricomycetes; Russulales; Stereaceae. The annotation marks the transcript as partial. The transcript has 4 exons. The record is from RefSeq and is a predicted model, not a curated record.